AUGUUCAAAUCAUCAUCGUUGAAAUGUUGUGUUUUAUCCUCAUCACACUUUGCAAAAAGACAACAACUUUUUAAAAUAAUUCAAAAUCGAGUAGUAUCACACGAAAACUUUUCUACGUCAUGUCUGAAUAGAAAUGAAAAGGAUGAACAACCACCAUCAUCAUACUCGGAACAAAUAACAAAAUUAGUAUUGGAAAAGUAUCAAGAAAUGAUUAAAAGUGGAGAUCCAAGAGCAUUUGACCAAAUAAAAGAAGAAUUAGAUAAGGAGGAAAACGAACAAAGUAUUCAAACAAUAAUUAGAAAUGUUAGAAUGGGAUUAAUUUCAGAACCAUCGGAGGAAAUUAAACAAAAACAAGAGGAAAAAUUGGAUGAGAGACGUAAAAAACAAUUUGAAUUGAGAAAACAACAAGAAAUUGAAAGGAGAAAGAAUGCAGGAAAGGAAGAGCCAAAGAGAGGAGGAAUUGAAUAUCGAGUUGUAGAAAGAAGUUAA
Messenger RNA from Naegleria gruberi, 489 nucleotides. RefSeq lists its product as uncharacterized. The transcript has a single exon. The coding region runs from base 1 to 489 and encodes 162 amino acids. The record is from RefSeq and is a predicted model, not a curated record. NCBI's taxonomy places the organism in Eukaryota, Heterolobosea, Eutetramitea, Acrasida, Naegleriidae.